UGAAAGACAACUCUGCUUGUAAACAUGCGCUCACCGCCUUGUUGCUGUUUGUAUCCUCUUAUUUUUCAGAUAUAAAAACUGGAAGCGACAGAAUACCGUGCUGCUUAUUAUAGUCUUCUGAAGAGGCGCUGCUGAGCUGGCGAGGCGCUGGAUCACCGCUGCGAGGCCGAGACAAGGCUGAUUCAGAUUAUCCCAGUUCUUAUCUCUUUCGCUGGACCGUGUCAGUUUGACAAUUAAUCCCGAGCAGAUAUCAGUCAAGAUGAAUAAUCUAUGGCGUACUUAUGCAUUCUUCGUCGACUUCCUCUUUUCUCUCCUUUCGACCGUGGCCGAAGUUGCCAUGUUCUGGCAUACUAGGAUGUGGAGUGUCAUACUUGGCUCGCGGCCUGAAUCAAGGAUCCUCCAACAAAUGGGAGAAUGCGAGACCUAUGAGGAAUGGAUGGACCUAGCGUUUGAGCUUGACAGUGUUUUGGGAAACGACCUGUGGCGAGCAAAUCCAAAAUCUGAUCUCUACGACUACAAGCUGAUCUCUGAACGGCUUGAUAUGAUUAUGGAGAUGAAAGAGAUGGGGGAUGUCAUCUCUCUUACCAACAACAUAAGAUCUGGUCUGGUUCGCAAUCUGGGAAAUAUUGCAAACAAAAAAUUAUUCACUUAUACCGGCACCAAAUUCCUCAUCGAGAAAUACAACCUCGAAGUCAUCGACAGUUUCAACUUCCUCCUCGAGCACCCGCUCUCGACUCUCAGCGUGCAAGCAAAGCUCGACCUCGUGCACGACACUCGUCAGUCAUACGGCCUCUCAACCCUCGUUCUCCAAGGUGGUGUUUUAUUUGGCUUAUGCCAUCUCGGUGUCGUACGGGCGCUGCAUGAGCAUCAGCUGCUGCCGCGUAUUAUUACUGGCGUCGGGGUCGGCGCGUUGAUUGCUUCGCUUGUGUGUAUUCACAGGGACGACGAGCUGCCUGAGUUUCUGGACGGGAACGGAAUCAAUCUGUCUGCGUUUGGAUCUCAAGACCCGGAGGUCCAGUCUAAAGAUGCAUGGACGCGGAUAAAACGGUUUGUAACGAAAGGGUAUCUACUCGACAUCCAGGUCCUGCAGCAGGUGGUCCGCGAUAACACCGGCGACUUAACAUUCGAAGAGGCCUACGCACGAACUAGACGAGUGUUAAACAUCUCGGUCCAUUCUGACGACAAAUACGUGCCAAACCUAUUCAACUACCUCACCACUCCCAACGUCCUGAUCUGGUCCGCUGCCUGCGCUAGCAACGCUCUACCAGGUCUUUUUGAAGAAAUCCUCCUCAUGUGCAAGAACGAGCACGGCCAGAUCGUGCCCUGGAUGCCCACCGGCUCCACAAUCAAAUGGAAGUCAUGGACAGCCACCCCGCGCGCCGAGCGCGAGGCGCCGUAUACUCGUGUCUCGGAGCUGUUCAACGUCAACCACUUCAUCGUCUCCCAAGCACGUCCCUACAUCGCGCCCUUCAUCAUGCAGGACUUCCACCAAGGCGAAAGCUCAUGGCGUAUAAAGCUUCUGCGCCUAGUCGCGUUUGAAAUCCGCCACCGGCUCUCCCUUCUCGAAACCCUCGGUCUCCUGCCCGAUUUCCUGCACAAGCUCUUUCUUUCCGACGACCGCCGGCUGAUGAACUCUGAAAUCAUCACGAUCGCACCAAAUCUCACAAUCAGCGACUUUUGGCGCUUCUUUGUCGACGCACCGCACUCGCGCGAGGAUAUAAGGUACUGGAGCAAGAAGGGGGAGCAGAGCGCGUGGUUUGUUUUGCCGUUGAUUAGGCAGCGGUGCGGGGUUGAGUUUAUGCUGGAUAGCGUUUAUGAUGUUAUGUUUCGGAGUCGCAAUGCUCGGAAGCUGUAGCUUGGGAUAGUUGGUGUUUGGCGCUGGUUUGCUUUUUUGCUGUAUAGAUUAUCGACGCAUAUGGCGUCGGGGGUUAAGUAGGUUCUGGUUUUGUACAAUAGGACUGACUGUGCCUGUAGCUGAUUGAUAGUACUCUAAGAAGUAAUUACUCUAAGCUUAUCAUAAUACUCUAUAUUAACCAAUGUCCUAAUAAAG
This is a messenger RNA of Myxozyma melibiosi, 2050 nucleotides long. RefSeq names its product acyl transferase/acyl hydrolase/lysophospholipase. The record is from RefSeq and is a predicted model, not a curated record. The transcript has 6 exons. NCBI's taxonomy places the organism in Eukaryota, Fungi, Ascomycota, Lipomycetes, Lipomycetales, Lipomycetaceae. Gene Ontology annotation, molecular function: triacylglycerol lipase activity. The coding region runs from base 260 to 1855 and encodes 531 amino acids. Gene Ontology annotation, biological process: lipid metabolic process.